Messenger RNA from Phalaenopsis equestris, 537 nucleotides. RefSeq lists its product as uncharacterized. The transcript has a single exon. Bases 1 to 537 code for a protein of 178 amino acids. NCBI's taxonomy places the organism in Eukaryota, Viridiplantae, Streptophyta, Magnoliopsida, Asparagales, Orchidaceae. The record is from RefSeq and is a predicted model, not a curated record. Gene Ontology annotation, biological process: mRNA catabolic process. Gene Ontology annotation, molecular function: mRNA binding; demethylase activity.
AUGCGUGGGAAAGACAGGGUAACCAUUCAAUGUGGUUGCUGCUACAACUUUGUGGAAGAUAGGCUAGGGAACCCCCCAGGUAUCUUGAGAUAUGAUGAGGUGGAUCCUCUGCCUUCUGAGAUAAAAAAAAUGAUUAAAAAGAUGGUCCGUUGGAGCAUACUACUGGCAGACUUCAUUUUGAAUAGCUGCAUAAUCAGCAUUUACAAUGAAGAAGACUGUAAUCCUCCGCACAUAGACCACCAUGAUUUUGUAAUACCAUUCUACAUGGUAUCCUUCAUGAGCCGAAUUAACAUUCUAUUUGGAAAAGAAGUCGAUAUUGUUGGCUUUGGAGAAUUCAGAGAAUCCGUCGAGAUUCCACUACAAAUGGGAUCAUUAAUAAUUCUAAAAGGAAACGAGACAGAUCUGACAAUGCACUGCAUUUUUAGAGUACGACACCACAAAGUUUUUGUGACAUUUAGAAGAAUGGAGGAAAGUAAAGUAUCGCAUGGGUUCCAUCCAGACCCAGAAUUGGAAGAGCUGCGCCCGUAUGAGCUAUGA